Messenger RNA from Zygosaccharomyces rouxii, 1980 nucleotides. RefSeq names its product SAGA complex subunit SPT8 (gene SPT8). Gene Ontology annotation, cellular component: transcription repressor complex; nucleus. The record is from RefSeq and is a predicted model, not a curated record. NCBI's taxonomy places the organism in Eukaryota, Fungi, Ascomycota, Saccharomycetes, Saccharomycetales, Saccharomycetaceae. The transcript has a single exon. Bases 1 to 1980 code for a protein of 659 amino acids. Gene Ontology annotation, biological process: negative regulation of transcription by RNA polymerase II. Gene Ontology annotation, molecular function: protein binding.
AUGGAUGAUGUUGAUGAUAUUUUGAACAACGGUAGAGCUGCUGAAGAUGACAUGGCAGACGAAGACGACAUGGCAGAUGAAGAUGAAGAAGGUGAAAAGGAAGAGGAAGAGGUAGAUGCUGAGCAAAACGAUGAAGACGACGACGACGACGACGAUGAUGAUGACGACGAUGAUGGGUUGGGGCUCAAAAGUGGUGCUAGUGAAACUGGGAAUCAAGACGACGACGACAAUGAUAAUGAAGAUGAGGAUGACGAUGACGAGGAUGAUGAGGAUGACGAUGACAGUGAAGGGGGUAGUGACGAUGGGAAUGAUCUAAACAGUGAAAACUUGAGUCAGCAAACGGGACCCGGAAACUCCAAGGGCCAAGAAAUAGAAAGAGAAAGAGAAAGAGAAGAGGAUCGAUCCAAGAAUGAUGCCAGGCAGAGAGAAGAUGAGAGAGAGGAUAUGAGAGACUCUCAACGUUUCCAGGGAGCUUUUAACGGCACACCAGAAACUGCCAAUGGUGAACAGUCAGAUCAACAGGAUCAAGACGUAGAAAUGAAAGAUGCCAACGGGGAUGGAGAGAAUGGAGGAGAACCUGUUGGAGAAGAGACGUCAGCUGCAUCUAAAUUCGAUAACCUUUACAAUUACUAUACCCAAAUGCUUCGAUCGGCAAAAAUUUCCGAUACCUAUAACAUCUAUCCGACCGCCGCCAUACCUAUACAAACGGAUGUCAAUGCCCUGGCAAUGUCGAAGGGACUCAAAUACCUUUUCCUUGGUGGAAGCGACGGCUUUAUUAGGAAAUACGAUUUUCUGAAUACUAUGGAUGGUAAAUUGGCAUUAACCAUUUUGCAGAAACACUCUCUAGCGGAGUCUAUACAAAAUGCAGGUAUACUGGUAUCGUACUGGGAGAAUGAGAUUCCACAAAAGAAAUCAGAGGUUAAAUUUUUAAAGAAUAACAAAGAAUACGAGCCCAAGGUAAGUCCCGUGUACUCUCUGGAGGUUCAAAGUGAAUGCCUGUUCCUCCUAAGUGGAUUAGAUAACGGUGGAAUUACUUUACAAGGUGUAAGAUAUAUGGAAGGUUCUAUCGGCCAUUAUUUCAAAGGCAGAGACGGUCACAACAGUAUAGUAAACUUGUUGAAGUUAAACGGAUCAGAGGAUAGAUUUUAUAGUGGUUCCUGGGAUAAGCGUCUAUUGGAGUGGGAUUUACAAACCGGGGGUAUCCUAAAUGAGUUCAAAGGUGGUACUUCUGAAUAUUCAGCAAUUGAAAUGAGACCUCAGUUCUCUUCAGUGAAUAUUAGUGAGGUGGCGACUAACUUAAAGGCAUCCUCUGGACAGGAUCAAGAUGAGGACGAUGAUAUGGGAUCUUUAUUCGGUGACGAUGAAGAGGAGGAUCCUAAUGUCAAGCCGGAUGCAGAAGAUGAAAAACCUGCACAGAAUCCAGCUUCUGCUUUGGAAGAAAUCUCGAGGACGACUUUGAAUGUGGUCUACGAUGAAUCAGUUUUCAUGACGUCUGGUUUAAAUGGAUCUGUCCACAUAUGGGAUAGACGCACGACUAAUGCACCUGUACUCAAAUUAGAAAGGGGUCCUAAAGUACCGCCAUGGUGUCAAUCCGCUUGUUGGUCCAUGGAUGGUGACCACGUCUACGUUGGUAGAAGAAAUGCAGUUGUAGAAGAAUUCGAUUUAAAGAAUCCGACACAGCCAAGUAAUACUCUAAAACUACCGGGGAUCUCUGGUCCCGUUUCAUGUGUCAAGGCUAUGCCCAAUAAUAGACAGAUUCUGUGUGCAUCUAAGGAUAACAUUAGAAUUUACGAUACAAAAGCUGAUUUCUCUAAGGGCUCAACUAUACCGUUCCUUAUCGUACCUGGUCAUCAUGGUGGAUCCAUUUCUAACCUUUAUGUGGAUCCCACAUGUCGAUUCCUAGUGAGUACUAGUGGUAGCCGUGGUUGGCAGGGGAAUUCUACGGAUACGACGUUCAUAUAUGAGAUAGACUUAGAAUAA